Molecule: messenger RNA, 1062 nt
Organism: Peronospora belbahrii
Lineage: Eukaryota; Oomycota; Peronosporomycetes; Peronosporales; Peronosporaceae
Source: the annotation of a GenBank genome assembly
AUGCAUUUAUGGAUCAUUCUGAUCACCUUGUCUGCGUCCUUGUUGUGUCUCUUUCAAGUGGAAGCAGCAGAAUGUGCUGAAAUCUGCUACACGACCGAAUUGACGGGCUUUGGACCAGGAGGAAUUGCUGGAUGUGCUUGUAGUGGCUUAAAACCUACACGCUCGGGACCUGGGAAUUGCAAUUGCGGGCAGUGUUAUGAAGAAACGAAUGGAGCUGUCAUUGGCUAUGCUGUUAAUAGUGACGGCACGUGCGCGUUUGGAACAAACUGUGGAGACUGCACGUUCUCAGCGGAUGCAUCUUCGAGCAAGACGACGGCCUCGUCUAGCUCUUUGGAUACCAAUCCCACGACACCGCCUGCGCCGCCGACGUCAACACCGCCUACGUCAACACCGCCGACGACGACGUCGGUAAGCUCCACCGCUGCUACGACAGAUGCGCCUGCUGCUACGUCUCCUAUUCCUUCUUCAGGCACUUUAUCGAACGGGACUACUGGAAUUUCUACUUUGAUCACAGACUCAAGCAAUUCUCUCAGCAGCUCGGGCUCUGACGACAACAACGCGGACAAAACUGCUGGCAGCUCAACCGUUUACAUAUCAAAUGACAAUGGACCCCUGAAGACGUGGCAGAUUGCAUUGAUAAUUUGCUGUGGCGUGCUGGUCUUCACAGUGGCCGUCGUGUCAGUACUUUCGUGCUACUGUAAGGCGCGGAACCGCUUGUACGAGAACGAGGAUAAUCUAGCCGAUGCCAGCUAUUAUCAGCAGCAGCACUCUCACCAGCACGGUGUCGUUGUUGGAUCGGAUGCGUCGACUCUAUUUCCAGCGAAAGUCCACAGUCACCAGCGAUCUGGAAGCUCUGGAAGCCUGACGAACGAGAUGAAGCCCUUGUACGCAAAUUCAACCAACAGCGGCAGCUCAGAUAGGUUAGGAAUGGGCUUUGCUCCUGUUCACAUGCGUAGAAGUACGUCUGGUGACCGAAGCGAUGUGGCGAGCAAUAGCUACCGCAACGUGGAGCCGAGAUACAGCAAAGCACGUGAUCGAGGCUCGUUGGCCGUAGAAUUGUAG